UCCGCUGCGCCGGAAGCGCUGCGCCGCCGUUCCGCUUCCGGGGCCGCGCGCCUUCCUUUCCGCCGCGGGCUCGCGCGAGGUCUCGCCCGGUGCCUGUGCUCGGCGUGAGACGCGCAAGAUGCAGAACGACGCCGGCGAGUUCGUGGACCUCUACGUGCCGCGGAAAUGCUCUGCUAGCAACCGAAUAAUUGGUGCCAAGGAUCAUGCUUCUAUUCAGAUAAAUAUUUCUGAGGUUGACAAGGUAACAGGCAGAGUCAAUGGCCAGUUCAAAACGUAUGCCAUUUGUGGAGCAAUUCGUAGGAUGGGGGAAUCGGAUGACUCCAUUCUGCGUCUGGCAAAAAAUGAUGGAAUUGUUUCCAAGAAUUUCUAACUGAAGAAACUGGUAUGGAACGUUUGGUGUAAAAUAAACAGUUCAAAUCUA
This is a messenger RNA of Rhea pennata, 421 nucleotides long. RefSeq names its product ribosomal protein S21 (gene RPS21). Gene Ontology annotation, molecular function: structural constituent of ribosome. The transcript has 6 exons. NCBI's taxonomy places the organism in Eukaryota, Metazoa, Chordata, Aves, Rheiformes, Rheidae. Gene Ontology annotation, cellular component: ribosome; cytosolic small ribosomal subunit. The record is from RefSeq and is a predicted model, not a curated record. Gene Ontology annotation, biological process: endonucleolytic cleavage in ITS1 to separate SSU-rRNA from 5.8S rRNA and LSU-rRNA from tricistronic rRNA transcript (SSU-rRNA, 5.8S rRNA, LSU-rRNA); endonucleolytic cleavage to generate mature 3'-end of SSU-rRNA from (SSU-rRNA, 5.8S rRNA, LSU-rRNA); translation. Bases 119 to 370 code for a protein of 83 amino acids.